Molecule: messenger RNA, 4341 nt
Organism: Pleuronectes platessa (European plaice)
Lineage: Eukaryota; Metazoa; Chordata; Actinopteri; Pleuronectiformes; Pleuronectidae
Gene: rap1gapa
Product: RAP1 GTPase activating protein a
Exons: 23
Coding region: 654-2819 (721 amino acids)
Biological process (GO): regulation of small GTPase mediated signal transduction; activation of GTPase activity
Cellular component (GO): cytoplasm
Molecular function (GO): GTPase activator activity
Source: RefSeq, a predicted model, not a curated record
CUUAACGGUCAAAUUAACUUAAGAGUUUGGCAGCGUUUGUAUCACUUGGACAAAGUGCUUCAAGUGAAAUGAAUGCUGCUGGUGCAAAAACAUGCAAGGUCAUACACAGUGGUGCCUUAUGAGCUGAGGAAAUACGUGUGUUUGAGUGGGGAAACAUUUCUUGUUCUAGUAUCAGGUGUUUGCCUGGAGUGUAAAGAAACACAUUACAUUUCAAGAUUUGGUCAGACACUCCCAAGCCUUCUGGGCAGGGGCACACAGUUUAAUGUCUAAUGUGCUUAUUGUUUUAAGACCAAAGAUAAUACGAGGCUCAACAACAGCUCCCUUUUGUUGUAAUCUCUGGUUAACGUUGUUGAAGCCGCGGCUGUUUACCUUCAGGGAUUGUGGCAGACGGCUGUUUGCACAUGGCGGAGGACUUUACUCGCACAAUUGCUCUGUACACAAAGUGAGGACAGAACUAGAGUAUUUCAGGCUCCACUGGGUGACCCCCCCUUCAGACUCGUGCACCUGUGGACUCCUGUCAUUCGUAGACCUCUGCAGUGAGUACAGUCACAGUCAUGGCUGAAGCAUGCGUCCACGUUUUGCAUGAAGAAAUUCAAAGGACACAACAGCUGUGGUUCGGGCUCCAGGAGAAUUAGAGCCCAGAUUUAUUUGAAAUGAUUGAGAAGAUGCAGGGCAACAGGAUGGAUGAGCAGCGAUGCAGCUUCCCCCCCCCGCUCAAGACUGAGGAGGACUACAUUCCGUACCCAAGUGUCCAUGAGGUGUUGGGCAGAAGAAGCCCCUUCCCCCUCAUCCUCCUGCCUCAGUUCGGGGGAUUUUGGAUCGAGGGGAACAACCAUGAGCUGAGUGAGCGGGUGGACACGGUGCAGACGCAGCCGCUGUCCCCAAGCACCCGCACCAAGCUGGAGUGUAACACCAUGGCCAUGCUCUACCGGAAACACUUCCUGGGAAAGGAGCACUUUGAUUACUACUCAGUGGACGGGGCCCUGGGACAUCUGGUGUUCUCCCUGAAGUACGAUGUGAUCGGGGACCAGGAACAUCUCCGGCUCAUGCUCAGGACCAAACUGAAAACCUACCACGAUGUGAUCCCCAUUUCCUGUCUGACCGAGUUUCCCAACGUGGUCCAAAUGGCCAAGCUUGUCUGUGAAGAGGUCAACGUGGAUCGCUUUUUUCCAGUUCUUUAUCCAAAAGCAUCACGACUAAUCGUCACCUUCGAUGAACAUGUGAUAAACAACAAUUUCAAAUUCGGUGUCGUGUAUCAGAAGUUCGGACAGACUUCAGAGGAAGAGCUGUUUGGCAACAGUGACGAGAGUCCGGCCUUCGUCGAGUUCCUGGAGUUUUUAGGAGAAAAAAUCGAGCUGCACAACUUUAAAGGCUUCCGUGGAGGGCUGGACGUGACUCAUGGGCAGACGGGAGCAGAAUCUGUCUACUGCAACUACCGCAACAAGGAGGUCAUGUUCCAUGUGUCCACAAAGCUGCCGUACACAGAGGGGGACACCCAGCAGUUACAGAGGAAGCGACACAUAGGGAACGAUAUCGUGGCCAUCGUGUUCCAAGAGGAGAACACUCCGUUCGUACCGGACAUGAUCGCCUCCAACUUCCUCCACGGCUACGUCGUGGUCCAAGUGGUCAACCCGUGUUCUGACAAUGUUCUCUACAAGGUGUCAGUGACAGCACGGGAUGACGUUCCUUUCUUUGGUCCGGCCCUCCCAAACCCGGCUGUCUUUAAAAAAGGCCCUGAAUUCCAUGAAUUCCUUUUUACUAAGCUCAUCAAUGCAGAAUACGCCUGUUACAAAGCUGAGAAAUUUGCCAAAUUAGAGGAGCGAACGCGGUCGGCUUUGUUGGAGACGCUGUACGAGGAGCUUCAUGUGAACAGCCAGGCCAUGAUGGGACUCGGAGGAGAGGACGACAAACUGGAAAACGGGAGUGGAGGAGGAGGGGGGUUCUUCGAGUCCUUCAAGCGGGUGAUCCGCAGCAGGAGCCACUCUAUGGACGCCAUGGGUCUUGCUCUCAAGAAGCCGCACACAUUCUCCACUAGCCUGAGCGGCAGCUUAACCCACAACCCCGCAGAGAGCCCCAAAUUCCCAGGGAUAUCGUUGCUUGUCCCAGGCAAAAGUCCCAGUAAAUAUGGACGUCGAGGCAGCGCCAUAGGGAUAGGAACAGUAGAAGAGUCGUUGAUAAUCCCGGGGAAAAGCCCGACCAGGAAGAAAUCAGGUCCGUUUAGCUCCAGGAGAAGCAGCGCCAUCGGUAUUGAAAACAUCCAAGAAGUCCAGGAGAGGAGUCGAGAAAACUCCCCAAACACCCAGAAGACCCCCGACAGUGGCCACGUCUCUCAAGACCCCAAAUCAGACAACUCAUCCGAUCAGAGCUCCCCCGAAGCUCUCACCACCGCUAAGAUCAGUUCUUGUCUCGGUGGCAGGGCCCCGUCCAUCCCCGAGGGUCACGACCUCUCCCGCUCCUCCUCCAACGCCAGUAGCUUCGCCAGUGUGGUGGAGGAGAACGAGGCCACGGAGGACUACGACACAGGCCUGGAGAGUGUGUCGUCUGCGGGGACGCCGCACAAAAGAGACUCCUUCUCCUACACCAACUGGCUGGAGGACAGCAUGAGCAGCACCAGCGGCAACAGUCGUGCGAGCUCCCCAGGGCCUGGUAAACCUGAUCGAGGGAAGGGGACAGACAUCCGAAUCAAACUGGAGCGACCGCAGGAUCAUCAGUCCUCAUCGCCCUCCCAUAAGUCACUGCCCCUCGGGGAGAUGAGACGAGUGCAGGCGUUCGCCGUGAGCAGAGAUGAGAAGGAGGAAGAUGAGGAAGAGGAGACGUAGGAGAGGACGCAGGUGGAUUCUGGCCUUUCCCUCUUCUCAGUGAGUGACAGGGCGCAGGAAUCCAGAAACCUGGAGGAGGACACUGGGAGAGCACGACGCACAAAGAGGGGCCAGCUUUUGCACAGUGUUGUUUCCUUCCACUCUUUUCUUUGCCUGUUCACACAACUGUUGCCUAGUUGUAUGUUAUUAUUUUAUUUAUAAAAGAUAUGACUUGGGUUUAGUUGGUCUUGUUAAAGCCUCAAUGUGCUGGCUAUACAGGGUAAAGACAGUGCCACUGAUCUCUGUGUUGACAUGAUGGAAAGGACUUCUUCUGCAACAGAGACUCAGUAAAGACCUCUAAUAUAUAAAUAAAAACCAAAUAUUCAGCAUCAAAGAUGAUAGUUUUAUAACAAAGAUAUCCCAUGUGAUGUAGAAUCUAUCUGAUGGACGCUGUUAAAUGUGAGUAUUUUCUAGAUGAAAUCCACAUAGAUAGUUGGAGCAAAGUAAUUAUUCUCUUUCCUCUCCUGCCCCCAAAACUCCAAGUUUAAACUUAACACCACGAGUCACAGUAAAGAAAGACAUGUAUCAUGAAUUAAACGAAAUGGCCUUAAAACUUCAACAUGCAAUGUCUGUGUCCCUCCGAUUUAUUUUUUACCUCCCGUCUCUAACUCAUGUUCUGCAGCCAUAAUGGGACGGCAGUAUUCGAUUAAGAUGAAAACAAAUAUGUCCAGAAUCAUUUUAAAGCACACUGGUUUCUUUAGAUAAAUUAUGAUGGUGCAAUGCACCAGUGCUGUGUGUAUAGUCUGCUAAUAUAUGGAUGUAUCCAUCAAUGGCUGAUUAAACUGCUUUGUCCGUCGUGUUUCCUGCUGUGGAGUCGAGUCUCUAGAUUUCGUUCUAUUUUUCUCCUCUAAUAUGUUUUUAUUUAUUGAUUUGUUUCCUAUUGAAGUGGCAUUUGUGGCGUACAUCUGUUCUUCUGUACCUCUAUGGCGACUACACGCAUCCUGACAUAUGGUUUGUUCUGUAUGUGUUGCUCUGGAGUAAAAUAUAAUGUUGUCAUCUGUAAAGUUCUGUGUAUUUCAGGGGUCAGAUCUGUUUUCAGCGCGAUACAUCUUCAAUGCAAUCCAAACGAAAUGGUGAAUAUUUAUUUGCUUGAGAGAAAAUAACUCAGAAGACAACUACUGAUUUUGUAAAUAUUUAGUUGGAGUACAUAGUGUAUAAUGUAUAGAUCAUUGAUUUCAGAUGGGAUUGUCCAACACCUCAAAAUAACUGCCAAGUUAACAAUUUAUUGUUGUUGUUGUUUUUUUCUCAUACACUUAAAUUUGAAUAUUCUUUUGAGAAGAUUUUGUAGAAUCAAAUUAUUUUAAAAGCUUUUCAGACUGUUCUGUAAAAGGGAAACAUCUCACUGUGUAUCCUGCUGAUCAUUUAAAGUUGCCUUGUCACCAACCUGUGGUGUAAGUAUAGAUAGUGAAGAGGCAGCAGGAUUUACAGUGAAAUGAAUGUUGUGGUGUUGUUUUAUUGUAAAUAAAUGCCUAAACAACUUUAA